This is a messenger RNA of Solea solea (common sole), 3400 nucleotides long. RefSeq names its product sestrin 4 (gene sesn4). The record is from RefSeq and is a predicted model, not a curated record. NCBI's taxonomy places the organism in Eukaryota, Metazoa, Chordata, Actinopteri, Pleuronectiformes, Soleidae. Gene Ontology annotation, cellular component: nucleus. Gene Ontology annotation, biological process: negative regulation of TORC1 signaling; cellular response to L-leucine; positive regulation of macroautophagy. The coding region runs from base 152 to 1486 and encodes 444 amino acids. The transcript has 9 exons. Gene Ontology annotation, molecular function: oxidoreductase activity, acting on peroxide as acceptor; L-leucine binding.
UCUCCUCGCAGUCCGGUCUAGAGCUGAGCAGCGGCGGGCAGACAGCAGCCAGCAGGAGCCCCCCCCCUCUGCCUUUGUCUGCUGGAUUAGGAAGCACCAAGAGAAGAGACAGAGCCGCAUCCAUGCAAUAGCGCACCUUUUUUUUUGGAAAAUGAUAAUCUGUGCGAAUAAAAUGGAGUAUCCCCUGAGAAGCCAGUGUCAGCGAGUCCAGAAACAGGUGGUGGUGAACGGUGAAAAGGAGCGCGUGUCACUUCUGUUUGUGAAGGCUCUGGUCAGCAGAGGGAGUGUAGACGCCGUGUUUCAACAGAUGGCCUCUCACCCUCAAUACUUGGAGAGCUUCCUGCGCACACAGCACUACAUCCUGCACAUGGACGGCCCCUUGCCGCUGCCAUACCGCCAUUACAUUGCCAUCAUGGCUGCUGCACGACAUCACUGCAACUACCUAGUGUACCUGCACUCCGCUCAGUUUCUGCGAGUGGGCGGUGACCCUUUGUGGUUGCAGGGUUUGGAGGCGGCACCGCCCCGCCUUCGCCUGCUUGACCACAUUAACAAGGUGCUGGCCCACCAACCCUGGUUGACUGCCUGCUCACACAUUCAGACCCUGCUGAAGUCCGGUGAACAGUGCUGGUCGCUGGCUGAGCUGGUGCAGGCCGUGGUGAUCCUGGCUCACUGCCACGCACUCUGCAGUUUUGUGUUUGGAUGCGACACAGACUCAGACUUUGUCUCCCGCUCCAAAUCUCCCAACGGUACCCCGCCGACCUACUGCCCCUUUGAUGCUGCCAAUGGCAACACCAACGUGCCUCAGUCAUUCGCCACUCCGUCCGAACACAUAAGACGAAGACGGUCUCUCGACUCCAGCUGUGACAUGAUUUGUCUAAAAGAGAGGAUUCAGAAGUCUCAGGAGCAGCACGAGAAGAGAGAGGAGCGCCACCUGCAGACCCAGACACUCCAACAAACAGAUUCCGAAGAGGAGGAGGAGAUGAUGUGCUUUGCAGAUCCGUCUCGUUUCAUCACAGACCCGGACUUCUGCUAUCAGGAGUUUGCGCGUCGGGAGGAGGACCACUUCCAAGUAUUCAGAGUUCAGGAUUACUCGUGGGAGGACCACGGCUUCUCCUUAGUGAACAGGUUGUAUUCGGACAUUGGGCACCUCCUGGACGACAGGUUCAGGAGUGUGACCAGCCUCCCUUCAAUGCACAGCUCUGACCUGAAGAGGGCGAUCUGGAAUUACAUCCAUUGUGUGUUAGGAAUACGCUAUGACGACUAUGAUUACAGUGAAGUGAAUCACUUGCUGGAGCGGGAUCUGAAGCUGUACAUCAAGGCUGUGGCCUGUUUCCCAGAUACCACCAAAACACCAGUGUGUCCGCUGAGUUGGGCUCUUCUUAAAGGUUCAGAGAGGAUACAUGUGAACUUACUGAUCAUGGAGGCGCGGCUGCAGGCAGAGCUGCUGUACGCCCUCAGAGCCAUCACUCAGUACAUGAUUGCCUAAGUGCUCGUCGAGGCACACGUUGGAAAACUCUUCGCCGGUACAGAGAGACCCAGAGACGUGAGGAUGCAGAUGCAGUGAAGUGGGACGAGAGCAGCACUUUUUUGAAGGACACAGAAGCUCCAUUGUUUUUUGUAGCCGUGCCUCAUGAACAUGCUUCUCUCUUUUUUUCUCAGAGUUAAAUGUAUUUGUGUACCGUAGUGUGCCACAGUCCCCUUCCUAGAGUGAAGUCCUCAUAUCCAGCAUCCUGGCUCUCAAGCGUUAUGUGCAAUUACGACUAGAGUUGUUUUUAAAUUUUACUCCGUUAUUAUGUGUUUCCAGCUCAGUCCUUUUUGGGGAAACUGCUUUGGUUGUAGCAGCGUGUUACAGAGGCCAUUUCUGUCCUUUGUAGUUUGAUCAGUCUCCUUUUUGUAUUAACUAUGCUUUCCCAAAAACAUAUCUCUGUACAAGUUGAAUGAAUGUCAAUGGGAGACCAGGGCCUUUUUUCUUUUCUUUUGUUUUUUGGGACAAUCCUAGUCAGUGUUAGAGGACAGUGAAAGGACUGGAGGAUGAUUAUUCUGCACUCCCCUAGCAUUUUGUAUUAAUGCUGGUCAAGAACAAACAACAGUGACACUGCUGGAACUUAUCACAUCACUAUAGUUUCUUUUAAUACGCACUUUUAAAAACUUUAUAUAUUUAUAAUGCAAGGUAGCUUGUUAGUGAGACACACGGUGUGUGGGUCUGAUACCUUUUCAUGUCACUGUACGUACGGGCGCGUGACAAAACCAUUUUUAGACUCCUCGAACGUUCAGAUUUUGCUUUUUUUGUGCUCAAGUGUCCAAGUGAAGUUUCCCCUCAAUCCCAGAUAUUUCAGUGAACUAUUGGAAGGAUUUUGAACGACGACUGAUAUUUCGCAGAACACAAUUCACUCCCGAUAAGAAAAGAAAAUUGUAACUAAACUGAGGAGCUCAGUGAGCUGUUUGCUACAGUGAAGUUUAGGCUGAGCCAUUUGCAGUAUGAUUGCUUUUUUGUUUGUUUUCGUUUUGUACUGAUGUGCGUCAGAAAUGAUCAAAUCAGACACUUGAGUUUCAAACCAAAGGUCAUUUGAAAAAAAAUUGAGUGAGUAAAAAAACUGCAGUAAAGUGAUGACCUGAGCAGAAGAAAAGUGCACAGACGUAAAAGCUGCUCCGUUUAUCCGUUUGAGUUGAAGUUCAGAGCUUUGCUUAAAGCUUUUUUUUUUUUCGUGAGCUGUGUCAAAGCCGAUUAGCAUGUGAGAAUACACGGUACAGUUUGCAGAGCAGAACAAUGUGCAAAAUAGUUCUAGUUAAUAGUUUCCUCUGUCUUUUUUAUUUUUUACAGUUUUUGUAAACAAUGGAGUCCUUUUUUUUUUGUUUCGUUUUAUUUUCUGGGUGUGACAGUAGGACCUGUUUGUUGUGCUGCAGCCUGGGUAGAUGUAGAAGUGUGACUGACUGUUUAGAGUUAGACGUUUAGGUUUAGAUCAAAGAAACUGAAGUUUAUAUCAACUUAAGCAAAAAGCGCUGUUAACACAGGUGCCUUCAGGACAAAACUGGAGCACUGCUGUAGUGGAGGGCCGUGACUCCUGUAGGCUGAACGUUGCCGCCGGGAAACGCCUCUCCACCCGACGAGAGAAGAACUUUUAACUUGUGGCGUUUCCUGCGUAAAUGGGAACCAUGUUUACUUAACUGGUCGACACCAUUUCUGAUCAGACACCUUCUAUAAGCCCCAGCAACUCGGCAAGAGCCUUUGACACAGAUGGAUGUUAAAAAAAAGUUAAACUUUAGCUGAUUUAAGGAGAAGAAAAAAGGACAAUUAACUUAAAAUAAAACAAAUAAAAAAAAAUAAUAAGUGAAAAACAAAAAAAUGUUUUUUUUGAAAAUGUGAAGAAAUGUUUUCUAUAAAGAUGCUCUAUGAAAAUAA